This is a messenger RNA of Acanthopagrus latus (yellowfin seabream), 8088 nucleotides long. It is a transcript of the gene tpra, whose product is annotated as translocated promoter region a, nuclear basket protein. Gene Ontology annotation, molecular function: structural constituent of nuclear pore. Gene Ontology annotation, cellular component: nuclear pore. The coding region runs from base 154 to 7746 and encodes 2530 amino acids. NCBI's taxonomy places the organism in Eukaryota, Metazoa, Chordata, Actinopteri, Spariformes, Sparidae. Gene Ontology annotation, biological process: protein import into nucleus; mRNA export from nucleus. The transcript has 55 exons. The record is from RefSeq and is a predicted model, not a curated record.
AAAGUUUGGAAUGGAUAUCCUGCCUUUGUAUGAGUUUAGCUUGACGGUGUCUGAACAAGUUAUCAGAGGCUUUACGUACGGCAAUUAGUACAAAACUAUUUCGCCGGAGUUUGGUGUCCAUUCACUGUUAUUUUUCAGGGGGAAUAGGCGGAGAUGGCGGCCGUCCUGCUGCAGGUCCUGGAGCGGACGGAGCUGAACAAACUCCCGAAAGGCGUCCAGAACAAGCUCGAGAAGUUUGUAACGGAGCUGCAGAAUGCUAACGAGGCGCUCAAGACGCAGCAUGAGCGGUUCAAAGCAGACAGCGAACAGCAGUACUUUGACAUUGACAAGAGACUGGCAGAGAGUCAGGAACAGAUCCUGUCUGCCACCAGAGACCUGCAGACACUCAAGGAGGAGAAUAAAAAACUGAAUGAAGAGCUGAGCACUCUGAAGGGAAUAGAGGGAGAGACCUCUGAAGACAAACCACCACAACAGCAAACUAAGGCCAAGUAUGAGAUUGAGGCGGAGAAGAGAGAGCUGGCGAGGCUGCUGGAGAAGAGAACGCAGGAAGUGGAAAACCUUAGUGAGGAUGUGAAACGUCUGAAUGAGAAGCUGACGGAGACCAGCAAAGUCAAGAUGGAGCUGCAGUUGAAGUUGGAUGACAUACAGUCAACUGAGGCUUCUGUACAGCACCGGGAGAAGCGCAUGGAGCAGGAAAAAGAGUUACUGGAGAAGAAAAUAGAGUGGGUAACAGCAGAGCUGCAAACCAAAACUGAAGAACUGUUGAAGACCAACAGAGAGAAAGGCAAAGAGAUCCUGGAGCUACAAGGCAGUCUUAAGAACAGCAAAGACCAGGUGACCAGACUGGAGAACCAGCUCACCUCUCUCAAGGAAACUGCUGAAAAUCAGACUAAAAGAGCUGCAGACCUCAACAACAAACUGAAGCAGGCUAAAGAUGAGCAGAGUGCAAUGGAGGAGAAAUACCGCAAUGAGCUCAAUGCUCAUGUCAAGCUCUCUUCACUCUACAAGGGGGCAGCAACAGACACUGAGUCCAAGAACCAAGAACUGAGCAGAGCAGUGGAGGAGCUCAGUAUGCUGGUUAAAGAAACUGGGGAAGCCAAUAAGACUCUAGAAAAGAAGGUGUUGGAGGCAGAGGAACUAAAGACUCAGUUCGAGGCAGAGCUUAGAGAGAAGAUCAAGAAAAUGGAGAAAGAGCUUGAAAAUGCCACAAUGAAGGCUGCUGGCAAACACUGCUGCGCACCAUCUCUGACUGAGGAGCAGUUGGACUCCAUGUGUCCAUCAGCAGCUGCCAUCGCUGCCAUCGUCAAGCCUGGCAUGAAGUUCUUUGAUCUGUACAAUGCGUAUGCAGAGUGUCAGACACAGCUUCAGCUUGAGAAGCAGGAGACCAGGAGGGUGAGCAGAGUGCUGGAUGAGAUCGUACAGGAGGUUGAGUCCAAGGCUCCUGUCCUCAAGCGCCAGAGAGAAGAGUAUGAAAGCAUGCAGAGAUCCAUGGCCUCCCUGUGCAACAAGCUGGAGCAAGCUCGAACGGAGAUCUACAGUUUGCAGAAAGAGAAAGAAGAGGUAAAGCAGUGCUGUGAAAGCAUGGAGAGAGAUAAACUGAGGGCAGAGAGACAGCUGGAGGAUACAUCUACUCAGGUCUGUGCUCUUCUGGUGGAGCUGGAGGAAGCAAGAGGUAACCGGGUGACCAAGGGCGACGGCAGCUCCACCAACAUUUCCAGCACCUCUGAGGUCAUCGGUUCACGGCAGCUGUCCUUCCGCAGUGUGGAGGAGCUGCAGAGGCAGAACCAAAGUCUGCUGGGAAGGCUGAGGGUACUGGAGGAGGAGAAGGACAGACAGAAGAGCCAAGUCACAUCAGCACGUGUGUCGGAGCUGGAGGCAAGUGUGAAAAAGCUUCAGAAGGAGGCGGAGCAACUGAAAGAGCAGAGGAACCAGCAGAAACAACUGGCUGAUUCCAGCGCCAGACAGAGAGACAUGUACAAGGCCCUACUGACGCAGAGUACGGGCUUCAGCCUGCCUCCUCAAGGUCCAGAUUCUUCAUCCCAGCCUGCACCUGUCAGGCCUUCAGUCCCAGCUACUCGCUCUACUCCUCAAAGAGCUGCUGCUGCUGAGUCUGCACAGACAGCUCAGGCUAAAGCCGCUUUAAAACAGCUGAAUGAUGCCUUCACCCUGUAUAAGAAGGAGAAAGCAGAGAACGACAGGAUGUUGAAUGAAACAAAUGACAAGCUGCAGAAGCAGCUGACAGAACUCCGCUCCAGUCAUGCCAAGGUCACCUCACAACUAGAGUUCAGCAACAAGAGGUAUGAGAUGCUCCAGGAGACUGUAUCUGCCUACCGUAGAGAGAUCUCUGCCCUACAGGAGAGGAGCCAGAAAAUGGCUGCAACAGCCCAACGUCACGAGCACAUUAUCCACACAAUGAGCCAGGACCUGCGACAGGCUAAUGAAAAACUGGCACUGGAAGAGGUACGUGUAGAGAACUUGACUAAAGAAAGAGACAUGUUACGACAAGCAGAGAGUCGACUCAAUCGAGAUAAGGAAGCCAUGCUGGCUGAGCAAAGGAACCAGAACCUGCUGCUCACCAACCUCAAGACUAUACAGUUGACUAUGGAACGUACAGAGACAGAUACUCGCCAGCGACUGAACAACAAGAUUGAGCAUCUGGAGGCAGAACUGGCUUCAAUGAAAACCAGGCUCGAACAGGAAGUAGCACAGAGACACAGUCUUGGGCGCACCAUGGAUGCUCAGUUAUUAGAGGCUAAGAAACAGCUAGAGACCCAGAACACCUUGCAGCAGAAGACAAGGGAGUUGUUGCGUAGCGCCGAGCAGCAGGUGGCAGCACUUAGAGCCCAGCUGGCUGCUACUUCAUCUUCGGAGGCCGUCACCACCUCCAGCAACACACCCACCCCAGCUAUCAGAACUGCAGGACUUAGAGCGCCACUCCGAGCAUCAGUACGCUCUCCAGUGCCAGCAGCCUCCCAGCACCCCAGCCAAUCGGAGCAGGAACUUAUGGAAGUGAAAGGUCUUCUGCGCACUGUAGAGGAACAAAAAAAUGAACUUGCAGAGCAGCUAAAGAAUGCUAAUGCUAAUGUGGAGCAGUACAGAGCUGUGGUACUGACUCUGGAAGACAGUCUGAAGAAAGAAAAGGAGUCUCGCUCCCCUCUGGAGAUCCGGCUGAAGGAGUCUGAGGAGGUGCAGAAGCAGCUGGAGAAGAGAAUUUUGGAGGUGGAGAAAAUGAAGCAGCAUGAGCAAGAACAGAAGCGAAAAGCUGUAGAUGCAGUGGAAAAACAAGUGUUAGAGCUGCAGCGUAAUCUGAAGCUCAGCCAGGCAGAGCAGCAGGAAGCGCUGGAGAGGGCUACUGCUGCUGUUACUCUUGAGCAGAAGGCCAUACAGGACAGCCUACUCCAGACAAAGCUAGCUGGAGAGGCGCAGGCUAAGUAUGAGCGCGAGCUAAUGCUUCAUGCUGCUGAUGUGGAGGCCCUUCAGGAGCUGAAGAAAAGGUUCCAGAUAGAAGCAUCAAAGAAGAGGGAGUUAGAGGAGCAAAUAAACAAGACCUCCUCCCUCCUGCAGGAGAAGACUGCAGCCUUUAAUGCACUGGAGAGACAGCUGAAGGAUGAUCUGUCCAAUAAGAGUCGUCGCUGUGAGGAGCUGGGGAAGCAGAAUACACUUCUGCACCAACAGAUGGAUGAGAUGGCCUCCAAGAGUCGUCAGGUGCAACAGCAGCAUCAGCAGCUGCAACUUGACUUGUCAUUCAGUGAGGAAGGGAAGACCACUGAACAGAUACUAGAAAUACUAAGGUUUGUGCGGCGUGAGAAAGAGAUUGCUGUGGCUCGAUGUGAAGCGUCUGAGGAAGAAGCUCUUCGCCAUAAACAGCGGGUGGAACACCAGGACAGAGAACUGAAGGAGCUCCAGGAAGCUCUUAACACUGAGAGGGAGAAGAUGCAGGCUACAUCGAAGACUCUGUCCCAGCAGGAGGAACAGCUUAAGAAGAUUGAGACUAUCGGUGCUGUCCAAGAAAGCAACAGGUUGCUGAAAAUGGACCGUGAUAAACUGGAGCAAGAGCUGCAGCAAGCUCAGGCUAAAGUUACGAAGCUCCAAUCAGACAUCAGCCCACUACAUCACUCUUUGUCUGUGCUGUCUGAGAAAAAUGGCUCCCUGCAGGCUGAUAAGAGGAUACUGGAAGAAGACCUAAAACGCUGGAAGGCUAAAACACAGCAACUGAUUAGCCAACAGAAAGACGGCGACAUUGAAGAGAGACAGAAAAUCACCAAUGAGAGAGAAGCUCAGCAAAGGCGCAUUGCACAGUUGGCUGAAGAGACGGCCAAGCUGAAGACUGAACUGGCAAGGUCCAGUGCCAGCAGUAACUCCGCUCAGUCUCAGCUGCAAGGCCUCAGAGAUUCUGUGGCCCGUCUGACGUCAGAGAGGGAUGCUCUGAAGAAAGACCUAGAAACCAAAAACAGUGACAUUCUGGAGAAGAACAAGACCAUCACACAGGUGAAGAAGAUUGGACGACGCUACAAGACCCAGUAUGAGGAGCUCAAAGCCCAGCAUGACAAGAUGGUUGAGGAAACGGCUGCUAAAGCAGGAAGUGAGGCGUCUCCAAGCCAGGAGGUGCAGCAGGAGCUGACAAAAGCCCAGGAGGAGCUCACGAAGGCUAGAGAGGAGCUGAACACACUGAAGGAGGAGGUGCAGAAAAAGCAGGAGGAGGCCCAGAAGUCUCAGCAGGGGCUGGAGGAGGCCAAGAAAGAAAACCAGCAGACCAAGGAAAAGUUUCUGGAGGUCAAAAACCAGCUGACACAGAACCAGAACCAACUGACACAGGUUCAGUCCCAGUUGUCCCAGGCCCAGACUCAGCUGCAGCAGAAUCAGAACCAGCUGACCCAGAGUCAGAAAGACCUUCAGCAAGCAAAGACCCAGACCCAGCAGGCACAGAACCAGUUAAAAUCAGUCCAAUCUCAAGCUCAGGCCCGUCAGAACCAGAUUCAGCAGAUCCAGAGGGACCUUCAGCAGGCUAAAGAAGCCCUUCAGCAGAACCUUGCUAGUCAGAAAGAACUACAGCAGACACAGCAAAGCACGCAGCAAAGCUACAGCCAGGAAGUUAGCAACCUCAAGACUGCUCUCAGCCAAGCAGAGAGUAAGGUGGCCGAGCUUCAAGGCAACCUGGACGGCAUGCAGAAGACAAUUAGUGAGCGUGAAGCAGACAUUAAGCAUCUACAGGAGCAGCUGAUUGAAGCUAAACAGAAUAAUGAAGCUCACGAAGCCACACAGGCCAACCAGAACCAGAAUCCCCCGUCCAUCCAAGCCAGUGAUGCUAACAUUGCUGGUGAUGCUAACCAGGUGCUACAAGAAGAGGUGGCAAAACUCAGACAAGAGCUGUCUGAGGGCAAGAACAGAGAGGAGCAGCUUAGACAGCAGAUGGCUGACAAAGAGGAAAAGACUAAGAAGGUCUUCAUGGGAGCCAAAACCAAAAUCAGCCAACUAAACAGUGCCAAGGAGCAGCUCAGUCAGGAGGUAGAAGAACUGAAACAGAGUAAGGAGGAACUGGAGGUGAGAAUGAACGCCCUCAAGUCUCAGUAUGAAGGACGAUUUCUUCGUCUGGACAGAGAGUUGAGAGAACUGAGAGAGACACAAGCACAGACUGAAACCAGAGAGGAACCACAAGACCAGAGUGGAGCUAAGGCGGGUGAUCAGGCCAGAUCUGCAGACCAGAGACAAGUAUCUCUUAAGAGUCCUGGCCAAGACAGAGGAAGCUCCAGCCUGUCUGAUCCACCUACAGCCAACAUCCGGCCAACCCCAAGUACUCCAUCUCCUAGCAACAAGCCAAGCCCAUCUACCGGUAGCAAGGCAACACCACGUGCCAGCAUCCGACCUAUGGUUACCCCAGCAACCGUCCCCAUCCCGACACCUACUGCCACUGUCAUGCCGACCACACAGACUGACAGCCAAGAGGUGCUGAUGAGUGCAGGAGCCUCUGUACACUCUACAAGCUCCACUCUGGUGAGCACACCCACAUCAAUACCUCCAACCAGCAGCCAGGCCACAGCUUUCGUUCAGCCCACCCAGCAGCAGGCAGCCAGUCAGGAUGCAGGCCCCAGUGUGGAGGCAGAGCGUCCAUCUACAUCCUCUUCCCUGACUGGACCAGGCUCAAAGCGAAGCAGAGAGGAGGAAGAGGAGGAAGAAAACAGAUCAGAGAGUUCACACACACCUCCAACCACCAAAAAGCUACGACUCAAACCAACAAUAGCACUGGAGAUGGAAGGUGAUGAGGAGAUUGAAGGAGAGCUGAGGGAUGAGGGAGAACAAGAGGAUUCACCAGAUGACAGUCAGGAACUUCCAGAGGAGAGUUUUCCCGUUUUAGCUGAAGAUGACGAGGACAUCGAGGAGGAAAGCGUGUCCCAGUCUGUCCCCUCUGAUCAGAUUUCCUCGCAGGGCUCUGCUCUCAUUCGGGACGUCAUCGUGAUUGAGACAGACAGCGACAGCCGUGAGAGCAAAGAUGGGGAGGAGAAGCGAGAGGACGAAGGUGAAGAGGAAGAAGAAGAAGAAGAAGAAGAGGAGGAAGAUAAUGAGUAUAAGGAGGAAGAGGAGGAGGAUGAUGAUGAAGAUGAGGACGAAGCUGGGGACUGUAGGAUGAGGGGACAGGAGGAGAGUAAUGAGGACAGCAGGGAGGCAGAAGAGGAGGCCGAAGAGGAGGAUCCAUCAGAAGCCUCCAACACUGAGGAGAAUAUGGGUGAAGCUUCGUCAGACUCUCAGCGUCCCUCUGAGCCAUCGCACAGCAGUGAAGGCAGCAGCAGCGCCACAUCAGAGUCAGACCCCCCAAGAGACCCUGUACACCUCGCUCCAACCCCCUCCCCCUCCUCCCUCUCCUCCCUUACACCCCGUCUGCCCCACCCACGCAGGCCCCCACACCCGCUCCCUCCCCGGCUGUACAUCCAACCUCCAGCUCCAGAGCUGGGACCCCCUCACUCACAGAGACAGCCCUCUCAGCUGCGCAGACCAUCAGUAGGACGGGGACCUCAACUAACCCCUGGAAUAGGCAGUAUGCAACAUUUCUUUGAUGAUGAUGACAGAAUGGUUCCCAGCACUCCCACUCUGGUAGUUCCACACCGCAGUGAUGGCUUUGCUGAGGCUAUACACUCUCCGCAGGUAGCAGGUCUGUCCACCAGGUUCAGGUUUGGACCUCCAGAGGACCUGCUGCCUCAGACAUCAGCCUCACACUCUGACCUGGGACAGCUGGCCUCUCAAGGAGGCCUGGGGAUGUAUGAGUCUCCUCUGUUUCUGGCUGCUCAUGACGAAGACGGAGGAGGACGGAGUGUCCCCACCACACCUUUACAAGUGGCUGCGCCAGUGACGGUCUUCACAGAGUCCUUGCCUUCAGACAGUGGUGACAACUUGGCAUCCCAGUCAGUUCCCAUGGUAACCGCCUCCACAGGGAUGUCCUCGGCUGCAGAUGAUGGAGAUGAAGUCUUCAUGGAGCAGGGGGGAGAGGGCCCUGGUAUUGAAUCCUCUUUGGAGAGCCAAGCAGACAUGGAGUCAUCAGGACAGCAGAGUGAUGAUGCAUCACUGCCAUCUACCAGCCAAGACCCUGACACCAGCAGUGUUCCUCAGCGGCGCACAGUGAGCACUCUGAUCGGCAGCCUGUCAGGCAGAGGGACCAGAGGAGGGAGAGGGGAGGCCAGGACACUGCUCAGCCGCAGAGGAACCUUCUCUCGAGGAGGAAGGGGAGGAGCCAUGGGCAGAGGGGGCUUCGCCUGAUGAUGUCACCAGCAGCAACUCACCAGACAUUUCACCCCACAAGAAAAAUUAAAAUCAAAGUCAUUCAGUAUAUCAGAUAUUCUGUUUGGUCCAAAUCAGUAGUCACACUAUUACGGGCAAGAUGUGACUGCUAUGUCUGUGCGUGAUCCUUUUUCUGGGAUAUGUAAGCUCACCCUCUUUGUAAAAUCCAGCUUGUUUUAAGUUGACUUGUAAUUGCCGUUUCAUGUGUAUUCAUGAGAGCAGUUCCCGGUUUGUCAUUUUGUUAGUGUCACUGUUUUGCUCUUUCUUUGGGCUGUUAUUAUUACACGUUUUAAUAAUAAAGUCAAAUGAUAAUUGCAGAGA